This is a messenger RNA of Bicyclus anynana (squinting bush brown), 6573 nucleotides long. RefSeq names its product craniofacial development protein 2-like. Gene Ontology annotation, molecular function: catalytic activity. Gene Ontology annotation, cellular component: nucleus. The record is from RefSeq and is a predicted model, not a curated record. Gene Ontology annotation, biological process: chromatin remodeling. Lineage: Eukaryota; Metazoa; Arthropoda; Insecta; Lepidoptera; Nymphalidae. The coding region runs from base 2814 to 3926 and encodes 370 amino acids. The transcript has a single exon.
UGUAUAAUAUGUCACCAUUAGAUUGUAAAAUAACACGUUAAAUUAUAAUCAGUAUUUUCAGUUUACAAUAUGUUGGUAGAUUAUAAUAUCAUGUUUGAGAUUAUAAACUAACGUAUUUUACAAUUUAACGGUAACAUAUACCUAUUCUUCCUAUUAUCUAAUCUAAUUGGCCCUCAGUUAUUAAAGAACUGCAAAUUUAGCAACCAACUGGCCUAUUCGCUAUUUUGGUCAUUAUUAUCAAGCUACUAAAAUAAACAUCAAAUCGAUUGACAAAAUGUCAUUAACCUACUGUGUGAUAUCCACAAGUACGCACCACAUAACAUUUUACAUUAUCUCAAGUUCGUAUAUGUGAACUAGCAUACAUCAAACAUAGUGAAUAAGCCUGCUAUAGCCUGCCUAUAGUAAGGGAGGAAAGUUUUUGAUUUGCUGACAUUUGACACACACAUGUACUACUUAUGUUCAAAAGACUCGAGUCUUCUAGCUCUUAUUAUUUUUAGCCCACUUGAAGGUUUAAAGACCAAAUAGCUCUUUAGCCUCGAGUCUAAAUAUGUUUAAGCGUCUUCGUUUUCAGAACUUCGAGCCCUAAUAUAAGGCUUCUCGAAAUGGCUCGCGCCUUUUCAUAAAGGCUAAAAGCCGAAAGAACCCUCGCGCAAAGCUUAUUUAAGAGUUUAGGUUUUUUUAUGGUGAAGAAAUUUUGUACACACAUUUAGUAUGAAUGAGAAUCUAUUGUUAGCUGUGUGAUGUCACUCUAAAUCAAAAUAUGGCGAAUAACCAAGAUAGCGAACAUUACGACUAUCAUUAAUGCAUUCCUACAUUAUGGGUAUCAAAUAAAAGGGCUUGCUGAGUAUACAAACUCGAAAAAUAAUGUGACAUUACUUUAAAUUUAAUAUGGUGGACUUAUGCUUGCUGAGAAUAGCUCGAUAAGUAACUACGUCACUCUAAAUCUAAAAUCGCGAACAUUAAAUUUAAUUUUGAAUUUUACUUCAGAAUCUGUUUUUGCCAUUCAUGCAAUGUCCACAUAUAAGUUUUGAACGAAAUCCAUGCAGGAAUAAGGAAUUUCAAAAGAAGAAGAAGAAAGAAAGAAAGAAAAUAAAUUUAUUCAAAUCUAAAAGUUAUAGACAGUCAGUACCAUAUCCUUAUGACAGCAUGUCUGUCUGUAACCCUUAAAAAGAAAGGGUGUACAGCUCAGCAUAUGCCGUGCACUACGUACAAGUAUAAUACACGGCGCUGAUUUUCAGCUGAGACCCGUGUGACGCCACAGCUUAUAAUUGUACAAAUAAAUUGACAUUAACUAAAUUAAAUUGAAAUAAGCAGCAAAUCCUCCUUUACUCUCUGAACCGCCAAAUUGUAUUCAUGUGGCUUAAAAGAAUAAUAGACCUGCAAAUCAUCGGCAUAUAAAUGGUAUUUACAAUUCUUAAUGUUAUCAGUAAUAUAAGAUAAAUAAAAGUGGACCUAAAAUAGAUCCUUGAGGAACACCCCUACUAACAUAUUUAGUGGAGGAACGACACUUCUUUCCAUCAUCUUGCGUUACCGCAAUGUACUGGGUUCUAUUCAUCAAAUAACUGUCAAUCCAAUUCACUGUACCGAUAUCAAAACCAUAAUAUGAUAACUUAGAAAGUAACAGUGGGAUGUUUAUACUGUCAAAUGCGCGUGACAAAACUAACAAUACUAAUAGCGUACACAUUUUUUUGUCUUGGUCCAACAAUAUAUUGUCCGUUACAUCAAGAAGAGCAGAUACUGUGCUCCUACCAGCCCUAAAACCUGAUUGCAUUUCAGGUAACAAGUUAUUACUUACAAGGUAUUUAGAGACUUGAAAAAUGGGAGCCUUAUUAAUUUUUACUUCAGGAUCUGUUUUCGCCAUUCGUGCAAUGACCAUAUAUAAAUUUUGAACGAAGUAGGUGCAGGAAAUAAACAAUUUUAAAAUGGCAGCUUUUUUGUUAAUUACAACCAGUAAUACAAACAAAUUGUUAAACACAGUAUGAAAGAAUGAAAAAAUAAUAAUAAUAAUAAAUGAUUUAUUUAGCUGAGUACACAAACAAUUUACCUAAAUAUAAAAAAGGGAAAAAAACACACAAAAACAUAAGACUAGAUUAAAAUUAAACAAAAGUUUUAGAAAGAGACCACACACCUUGAAUGGUGGCUUUGCAAACCUUGGUUCCCUGGUGUGCGGUCUCUUGUAAUUGUUAUUAAUCUAACUUAUAUACUACUAGAUACAAUAUUACAUCAGCUAAAAAGGUGGCUGCCUUGGCAUAAUGCUACAGUGUUUGCUGCAGCGCUGGUAUUCUGGCGCAACCUCAGGUGGCGUCACGACUCGAUGGGGCAACGGUUGGAUACCGAGAUGAUUAAAAGCAUAAACAUUAUAUAAAAUAUCUAAUAAUACUACAUACAAAUGCAAUUUAUAAAAUAAAACCAUAUAAAAUAAAAUAAAACGACAACCUAAAAAGAAAUUAAAUAAAAUGAAAGGUAAUUCAUUCAAAUAUGAAAGAAGGAGUUUAAAGAAAUAAAACCAAACAGUUUCACCUGUUUCAAAUUCUUGUAAAAUAUCUUAUUUUAGAUUUCGACCAUUAUUUUAAGCUUUUUUGUCGUUCUAGUAAAUAUUUUUUUACAGUUUUCUUAAAAGCAAUUAUUUUUUCUUUAAAGCAAGACUGUUUAUUAAUUUAACUAAAUUGUAAAACGUUUAUUAAUUAACUAAAGUUUUUACCAAUACAACAGAUAAUAAGCAAUAACAAUUAACUAUCGGUAAACGGAAAACACAACACUCUUGUAGCAAAAAACAUAAAGAAACAACAAAACAUAAAACUCCCCCAAGCCGAAUGGUCCUCGUGGGGGAAAAUGACCAAGACCCUCUAAAGGUAAAUAAACCCCAUUCCCACAAGGAAAAUAAAACAACAGAUUAUUAUAUAGCAACUAUAAACUGUCGAUCUCUUAGAACUCCCGAAAAACUUCAAGAACUAGAACUGUCAAUAGAAGAAUUAAAAUGGGAUAUAAUUGGAAUUAGUGAAAUGAGAAAAUUCGGAGAAGGAAUCGAAGACCAUGGAAAAUAUAUAUUGCACUAUAAAGGAGAGACGCCCGGACUAUAUGGAGUCGGAUUCAUGGUUAAAAGAAAUCUUUUAAACAACAUAGAAGAACUUAGAGGAAUAUCAGAACGUAUUGCAAUUCUUAAUAUAAAACUUCCUAUUAACGGAGAAAAAGAAGAAAAAUGGACUAUUAUUCAGGCGUAUUCGCCCACAGAAUCGGAUAAAAACGAAGACAUAACAAAAAUUGAAAAAUUCUAUAACGAUCUCCAAAGUACUAUAGAAAACGCAUAUAAAAACAUAAUUGUAAUGGGAGAUUUUAAUGGCCAAAUUGGAAAACAAAAAAACGGAGAAGAAUUCACUUUAGGACGCUAUGGAAUUGGUAACAGAAGCAAGAAUGGCACAAGACUAGUAAACUUUGCACUGGAAACCAGAUUAAGCAUUCUAAACAGCUUUUAUAAAAAGAAACCUUCAAAAAAAUGGACAUGGAUCUCACCUAAUGGACUUUACAAGAACGAAAUAGACUUUAUAAUGUCUAACAAUACAAAAGCUUUUAAGGACGUAUCAGUCAUAAAUAAUUUAAAUUUUAAUACAGACCACAGGAUGGUUCGGGCUACACUGGCAGGAACACGUUCCAAAGAAAAGAGACCAUUUCAUAAUAAAUACUCAACCAUUCAAUAUACAGGCAACACAGAAUUAUUGCUCAAUAAUCUAAAAACAUCACUAGAUAACGAGUUUAAGAACCAAGAAUCAUUACAAGAAAAAUACAACAAAUUGUUAAACCAAAUAAAAAUUGUAACUAGGAAAACAAACACGAAUGACAAAAAAGGAAUCUCACUUAAAAUCAAAGAAUUACUUGGAGAAAGGAAAAACCUUAUACGACAAGAAAAGAAAGGAAAACAAAACGACUAAAUACUAUGAAAAACUAUAUAGAAAAAACAGGAGGAAUAAAAAAGGCGAUAAAAGUAUUAAACCAAAAGAAAGAUUGGAUACCAAGUUUAAAAAAGAAUGAUGGUAAAAUCUCUGGGAAAAGAACUGAAAUACUAAAAACUGCUACUGAUUUCUACCGAAAUCUAUACCAAAGUCAAUGUGACUCACAAGUCGUAAAAACACAUCCUCCAAUAGAGGAAGAGCAAAUACCUGAAAUACUAAAAGAAGAAACUAUAAACGCUAUUAAAACACAAAAAUAUGAUAAAGCACCUGGACCAGACCUUAUCACUAACGAAAUACUAAAAACUACGCUACCAGUUAUUGCACCAAAACUUACAGAUAUAUUUAAUGAAAUUAUAAGUACAGAAGAGAUUCCAGAGGACUGGACUAAAUCGACCAUCAUUCUGUUACAUAAAAAAGGUGACAAGGAAGAUAUAACAAAUUACAGACCUAUAAGCUUAAUGUCCAAUGUUUACAAAGUAUUUUCAAAAAUAAUAUUAUCGAGAAUUAGCAAUAUCCUUGAAGAAAGUCAGCCUAAAGAACAAGCUGGAUUCCGAAGAAAUUUCUCAACUAUAGAUCACAUUCAUGCUGUCAGACAAAUCAUACAAAAAUUUAAAGAAUACAAUAAAACUUACUACCUAGGGUUUGUGGAUUUUAAUAAAGCCUUCGAUACGCUAGAGCACGCAUUUAUUUGGAAUGCCCUAGAAAUGCAAGGCGUAGCACCAAAAUACAUACGUAUUCUAAAAAACGUGUACGCAGAGGCUACAGCGCAAGUAAAGCUAGAAUCUACAGGCGACGAAUUUUUUAUUAAACGAGGUGUACGUCAAGGAGAUCCUAUCUCGCCAAAAUUAUUUACAUCCGUCCUUGAAGUUAUAUUCAGGCACCUGGAAUGGGCCGACAGAGGAAUAAAUAUAAACGGCGAACACCUGAGUCACCUACGUUUCGCAGACGAUUUAGUUUUGUUUUCAGACAAUUCGGAAAGCCUAGAAAUAAUGUUGCAACAGCUAGCGAACGAAAGUAAUAAGGCAGGUUUAAAAAUGAAUUUAACAAAAACAAAAGUUAUGUCAAAUUCUACACAAACGAAAAUAAUAAAAAUAAAUAAUGAGGAAAUAGAAUACGUAAAUGAAUACAUAUACUUAGGACAGCUAAUAUCAACCAAAGAAUGUAUGCAAAAAGAAAUAGAAAGAAGAACGGCUAAUACUUGGAAACGAUAUUGGUCAUUCAGUGAAGUCAUGAAAAAUAAAGACAUGCCUAUGAAAGAAAAAAGAAAAAUUUUCAACAUGUGUAUUUUACCAUGUUUGUUAUACGGGUGUCAAACUUGGGCAUUGACAGAACAACUGGAAAAUAAAAUAAAAAUUUGCCAGAACGGAAUAGAGAGAAGCACUAUAGGAGUCAAGAGAAAGGACCGAGUAAAAUUAAAAGACAUAAAAAGCAAAACUAAAUUUAAAAAUGCAUACACAACUUACAAACAACUAAAGUGGAGAUGGACAGGGCAUAUGAUAAGAGAAAAGAAAGAUAAAUGGACCAGGACAAUAACGGAAUGGUACCCGAGAGACAGCAAGAGAAACAGAGGCAGACAGACUAAAAGGUGGGAAGAUGAUAUUAGGAGCAUAGCGGGGCCAACAUGGUCUCGUUUAGCAAGAAACAGAAUGCCGAUAAUAAUUGUUAUUAUUAUUUACUAAAAAAAAAAAAAAUGUUGUUUUAUUUAAAGAUUUGUAUAUUAAUAAGUAAUUUGGCAAAUAGUAAAUUAAUUUUUAAAAUGUACACUGUAAACAAAACUCAGCAAUAAAGGCUUUUUUAUUUUUAUUUUUUUUAUUUUUUUUUAUUUUUUUAUUUUUUUUUUAUUUUUUUUUUAUUUUUAUUUUUAUUUAUUUCAUUUAUUUUAAAGUUUUACAUACAAGUUGCAAGGGCCCCUGCACUAGGUGUAAACUGUAUUACUGGGUGCCCCGAAAAUAUUAACUAAUAAUAAUAAUAUAAAUGGGUACAUAAAAUAUUAAAUGGCGAUAACUGCUAAUUCACUAUAAACUUUUAAAAGAACUUCAUUCCAUUAAAAAGGCUAGACUUUAUCCAGAAGUUCAGAGUCUAAACUAAAAAUACAAAAUUUUGAGCCCUAAAACAAUUUUUUAAACAAUAUUCAACAGAUUUCAAAACAUAAAACAUACUGACUAAACUAAAAAUCCAAAUAUAAGAUUAUAUUACUUUCUGCUGCAUGCAUGCUACCUAAUGAUUACUUUGAAGGCAGCACUAAACCGGUGUUGUUUUAAUUCAAGCCAUGUGAGAAUAUCAAAAAGAUUUAGGGUUUUCAGUGUUCUCUCAUGUAGCUCUUUCAGAAACGGCUUACAUUGACACGACAGUUCCCCACGGUUUCUCCAGGAUCCCAUUAUAAAAUCGGUUUAAAUCGGUCCAGACGUCUUCGAGUAGUCGCGUAAAAUACAUAAAAAAAACAUAUAAAGACUCGAAUUGAGAACCUCCUCCUUUUUUUGAAGUCGGUUAAAAAUAGGACUCGGGUUUGAAAAAAGAGCUUGCGUCUUUUUAAAGGCGAUCCAUUCGUCGAGCUCUAAAAAGUGACUCCGAGUCCGAGCUUUACGAACAUCAGGAACAGUACGUCAGUACUAGUGACGCUCUCGUG